UAAGACCAUGAAGAAAUCCUUCUUUGAUUCAAGCCUUCAUACCUUGAUAGUGGUAUCAGAGCAUACCUUCUCUCACGAGAUCUCUAAUCCUAUGGCUACUCGUGACGAAACUCCCAACUUAGUAGCAUCCAAACACUCGGCUGCAACCAUGCUUGAACCCAACAUCACCCGGAAUCCAAUUUCCUUUAACUCUGCAGCUUUUCUCGUCAAACUCACACCCAACAACUAUCUCUCUUGGAAAGCUCAGUUCGUGUUGCUUCUUGGAGGCUAUGAACUUGAUGGUUUCCUUGACGGAUCUCAUCCUUGUCCUGUAGCAACUGAGCCCACCUGCAGUCUGUGGGCAUGCCAGGAUCAACUCCUCCGUCAUGCCUUAAUUACCUCUGUUUCAGAGAACAUCACUCUUUACAUAGCUGCCACUGCCACUGCACAGCAAGCCUGGGAAACCUUAGCCAAACUUUAUGCCAAUCGCUCUCGCACACGGGUCAUAACCCUCAAGGAACAGCUCCAAACCAUGAAACGUGAUGGUCGUCCAGUCUCUGAGUAUCUUCGCUCUCUGAAAACUGUGGCAGACGAGCUUGGCACCGUGGAUCAUCCACUUUCUGAUGAUGAUCUCAUUGUUUAUAUACUUAAUGGACUAGGAUCGGAGUUUCGGGAAAUUGCUGCAUCCCUCCGGACUCUCCCUUUCCUACCUCUGGUCGACAAUCUCAAUGGCAUUCCCAACAACAUCACGGACGGGGAAGUUCUAAUCAAUCCAAUAGGCCAAAUCAGCAUCGACGUCGUGGACAAGGCCCAAGGUAUCCAACUCGUCCCACUGGAUCCACUUGCUAAUUAUGCGGACAUGCUGGACAUUUGGCUUGAAAUUGCCCCAGUUUUUGGGUCUAGUCCGUUGGCCCAAUGGCUAACUUUGCGUCCUCUUCAAAUGGACUCUUGCACGAGGAAGAUACUGCUUCAAGGACCAAACAUUCAUGGGAUCUAUCAAAUUCAAGGAAAAAUUAGUCCUCAACCACAUGCCUUCAUAGGAGAACGCACUACCAUGGCGAAUUGGCAUUCUCGUUUAGAGCACACCUUUCUUGCGCCAUUUAAACACUCGUGUUCUCCACCACCUGAUUUCGCGUUGGAUAGCCUAGACGAUCUGCCAUCGCCACUUGUUGUCUCCCUUGUGGCUCCUCAUGAAUCUUUGGUUCACAAAGUUGUACCUCCUGCAAUAGUCCGCAUCGCCCAACCUCCCGUUACCUCACCAACCUGCCCAGCCUCUACUCCUCACCCGAAUCUCAACAGCCACAUUGGGUGUUUCGUAUUAAAUGAGCCAAAGAUGGUAGCAUUGAACGCUACAAAGCACGCCUUAUUGCCAAAGGCUUUCAUCAACGUCCAGAAUUGGCCUAUUCGUCAAUUGGAUGUCAACAAUGCCUUUUUGCAUGGGCAUCUUGAGGAAAAAUUGUUCAUGGCACAACCAGUUGGCGUUGUUGAUCCUGCUCUUCCUCAUCAUGUGUGUCGGUUGCGGAAAUCUAUUUAUGGGUUAAAGCAGGCUCCACGGGCGUGGUUUCAGGAACUCAAUGAUCCCUCUGCUGUGUCUUCUCUGAUAAACUGCAUGAGUACUAGAUUCUCCAUUAAAGAUUUGGGUACUCUUAGCUAUUUUCUUGGCAUUGAAGCAGUUCCCACCAGUGCAGGACUCUUCCUCUCUCAACACAAGUAUGUUAAUGAUCUCCUCCAUCAUUUUCGGAUGCAUGAGGCUGAGCCGGUUGCCACGCCACUUGCUACUAAUAUUGGUCUGCAGCUUCUCUUUGGCACUGCUUUUUCAGAUGGUUCCGAUUACCAGCGUCUUAUUGAUGGGGACUGGGCUAAAGAUCAGGAUACAAUGGUUAGCACCACUGGGUAUAUAGUCUUUCUUGGUCAGAAUCCGAUCUCCUGGCGAGCUGCAAAGCAAAAAGCUGUUGCUCGAAGCUCCACUAAGGCUGAAUAUUGUGCUCUCGUUGCUACAGCCUCUGAAGUUGUCUGGAUUCGACAUUUGCUUGGUGAACUUGGGAUCUUUUGCUCCCCUUCUUCCGCCAUCUUUUGUGACAACAUUGGCGUCACCUAUCUUAGUUUAAAUCCUGUUAUGCACUCGCGCAUGAAGCAUAUAGCUAUAGACUUGCAUUUUGUUCGGGAUUUAGUUGAUCAACGUGUUCUUCAUGUCUCCCACAUUGCAUCCCAAGAUCAGCUUGCUGAUGGGCUCACAAAGCCCCUCUCUUCCAUCUGGUUUUCUCACUUACGGUCCAAGAUUGGAGUUGCAAAUGGCACCACCGUCUUGCGGGGGUGUAUUAAGGAAAGUAAAUCCCCUCCAUGAAGUCUUGGAUUGUCUUCAUGAAAUCCCAGAUUUAGAAGAUCUUGGAACUGCAAUUGUAAAAGAUUUGGAACUGUAAUUGUAAAUAGUGUUUCCUAGUUGGAUUAGAUUCUGUAAUGUAUAAAUUGUACUGCUCCAUUCAGUAAUAAGACCAUGAAGAAAUCCUUCUUUGAUUCAAGCCUUCAUACCUUGAUAGAAAGAACUCGAUUCUUUUUAAAUAAGGUAUCAAGUUUGAGUUUUGUAAAUAAAGAAGCAGAUGUUGA
This is a messenger RNA of Rubroshorea leprosula, 2583 nucleotides long. NCBI's taxonomy places the organism in Eukaryota, Viridiplantae, Streptophyta, Magnoliopsida, Malvales, Dipterocarpaceae. The record is from the annotation of a GenBank genome assembly.